AUGACGCACGCCGGUCCCCACAGAUCAGAUCCGGCCCUUCCAUCGCACCAGCGCAUCCGCCUGCGCAUCCGCCUCCCAGCGUUCCAUCCCAUCCAUCGCAUCCAUCCCAUCGCAUCGAACCCGCGACCACGCCUCGUGCGCGCAGUCCGUCAUGUGCGACCCCCUGUGUGCUACACGUACGACCCCGCGCCCACACCGUUCGUCAUCCACCUCCUCGUCCUCGCCCUCGCGCGCGCCCCCUGCUCCCCUGCUCCCUCCCGACAUCCGACGUCCUCGCACCUUCCACCCUCGACUUCCAUUCAUCUCCGUCUUCAUCUCACCGCGCCCAUCCUCCAGCACCGCCCCUUCGAUCGGCCACCCCGGACACGCCUCGUGCGCACCGUUCAUCGUUCGUCGCUCGCUCGUCAUUCCUCGUUGCGCCCCCGUCAGGCGCGGCCGCACUCCCCCACCCCACGCGCGCACUCCCCGAUCGGCGCCCUCCGCUAA
This is a messenger RNA of Heterobasidion irregulare TC 32-1, 486 nucleotides long. RefSeq lists its product as uncharacterized. The record is from RefSeq and is a predicted model, not a curated record. Bases 1 to 486 code for a protein of 161 amino acids. The transcript has a single exon. Lineage: Eukaryota; Fungi; Basidiomycota; Agaricomycetes; Russulales; Bondarzewiaceae.